Molecule: messenger RNA, 1847 nt
Organism: Cryphonectria parasitica EP155
Lineage: Eukaryota; Fungi; Ascomycota; Sordariomycetes; Diaporthales; Cryphonectriaceae
Exons: 3
Coding region: 618-1325 (235 amino acids)
Molecular function (GO): protein binding
Source: RefSeq, a predicted model, not a curated record
GAGUCGAUUGCUCUGGGUACCGCGGUACUGAACUGCAUAUGGUAUGGUACGAAAGCAUCUAUCAACAGCAGGCUGGCAAGACCACACUAAUAAUACCGAGUCCUCCUCCUCCUUCACUCCUGCAGCUCUUUGGAGCCUGACUCUUUCUCCUCCGCCUCGUAUUUCAGCUGUUCAUCUGUACCCAAUUCCUGGUUCUCUGGUUGUUGCCUCACUCCCUUGUAGCCUUGAGAAGGCUGUAGUUCUCAACUGAACUGGAUCGGGGCUGGACAGGGUCAUUCUGCCUGUAACCUGACGACGACUCGUGGCACUUUGUUCGUGACCCCUCAACAUCAAACUCAACUUUCCAUCCUUGACCUCAUCUGUGAAGAACCGGCUUCGCCCCCACUUUCCUCUCCCCUCCCUUUCACCCCUCAUUCUCUCUCUCCCUUCUAAAAGAACAGAAAAGAGGGGGGGAAAGGCGAAAUUCGACAACCAUCCGCCACACUUAUCAGGCUUGAUCUGCAGCCUCAACGUCAGACUGAAAGUGUUCUUACCAAUCCAUUUCUCAGCUGCAGGUUGGACAGAAACUAGCAACAUCCGUUUUAUCCUCCCUCCCCUCCUCCCCCCAAUCUUUGAACAUGGCCACCACCCGUGAGCGCAGGAUUGCCAAAGAGUUGGCAGACAUGCACCAGGACAGAGACAAGUCAGGUGUUUCUGCAUCUCCAAUCGACCAGAGCAACCUGACACAUCUCAAGGGCACCUUUCCCGGUCCUCCAGAUACCCCGUAUGCCGGUGGGACAUACGUAGUGGACAUCCUGAUACCAGAUAUGUAUCCCUUCAAGUCACCCGUUAUGAAGUUUGACACCAAGAUGUGGCAUCCAAACGUCAGCAGCCAGACUGGCGCAAUCUGUCUCGACGUUCUUGGCAAUGGCUGGUCCCCCGUCGGUACUAUCAAGACCGCCCUGCUCUCCCUACGCAUGCUCCUCGAGGCCCCAAAUCCCAAAGAUCCCCAAGACGCAGAGGUUGCCAAGAUGAUGAUGGAAGAUCCCGAGUAUUUCGAGAGCGUCGCACAUGACUGGGCCGUCAGAUACGCUGGAGCCCCGAGGAUACAUCCUGCUCCCGAUCAGAUACAGCGGAAGAGCAAGGCCAAGAAGGAGGAUGACAUCAAUCGAUAUCAGGGCUGGAACAAAAACAUGGUCGACCGCUUCGUCAACAUGGGCUUUGAGCUUGAUAGCGUUGUCGACGCCUUCGCCUACGUGGGAAUCGAACGGAACGGCGGUGAGGAUUACGAGAUGGAAGAGGCCUACAUGGGAGAUGUCACAGCUCGUCUCUUAGGCGAGAACUGAGUACGAGCACACAGGCCGAGUGUCCGGAUAUAACAUGGGCAAAAGAGCGUGGAACAGCCAAGGACUCAUUGUCUUGUCCCAAGGGGCAUGAGAGCACGGCAGAGCAGAGCAUAAAUUUGUGCUUUGCGUGCUGUGCCCAAGACUUGGGGACUGCUUGCCCACCCACACAAGAGCUUGGUUCCAGAGGCAGUCGUUGCAAAAAGGCUACCAAGGCGUGAUGUGGAGGCAGCUUUGCUUUCUCUUAUUGUGUUGCAUGAUGCGGUGUGUUGAGAGACGACGUUGACAGAUCAUGUCGUCUACUCAGCAAAGUCUUGAGGGGUUCCUCAAGAGCAUAACGGCCGACAAAUUUUCAAAGUCGGUUUCGCAAUCAAGGCGUUUAGGUCAGCCAGGGGGGUUAUGAAGCAUUUUGAUCACUCAGCACAGCUUAGCCUUGCCAUCAGUAAAUGGGGGGGGGGGGUUGCUUCUUCUUUCUCUUCCAUGGGUUUUAUAGAAAUCUCAAAUCGAAGUCUACUAUUUGUAGCC